Molecule: messenger RNA, 972 nt
Organism: Lachancea fermentati
Lineage: Eukaryota; Fungi; Ascomycota; Saccharomycetes; Saccharomycetales; Saccharomycetaceae
Source: the annotation of a GenBank genome assembly
AUGGGUAAUUCUUCAAGUAAGCCUAUAGUACAGCCGCAAUAUGAUUCAAGUAUGCCUCCCGCUUUUCAUUUUAGUAGGACAAGACACAUGGUAAUUGCAUGCUCCAAUCGUGAGUUCCACUGUUUUCCCACAGAGCAUUCGUAUGAGAGGCGUAAGAAUACACGUAAAUCUGGUGCUCCUGUGACUUUAGAUGAUGGAGCCUUGGGCGUCCCUCUUUUGACAUUGGAAAGAAGCAAUUUAUUCCAGCGUGCGUUUGACAGCGACGCACCAUACUGUAGAAUUUACAAGUACAUGCUUCAAAAGUCGAGCGAAGCGCCAUUGAAUGAGCGCUGUGAGAUGGUACAUAAAAGCGGUGAGCUGGUUCUUUACAAAAUGCCCUUUUGUGAAGUGAAGAAAUCGUGGUCUCGAGGGCUGCGAACAUGCUACGAAUUGAGCAUCUGGUCAGUCGAUGGCAUCCAGAAACUAGUCAUGAUAGAGCAUCGUUGGGGAAGCGAUCUUGAUACCAAAAUCGGGCCUUGGAAUGUUCAGUGGCGUCAAGAAGGUUUCGAAAGUUUCAGUUUGACCACCAUUCCGGACGAGAUGCCAAGUUUAUUAGAUGACGAGGAAACGAUAAAACGAAAGAAGCAAAAUAAAACCAAGAUCAGCGAUUCAAAAAGGUACUUGUGCGCCAAGUUUUCAACCACCGGGAAAUCCCAUACACUUCGGUCGUUUGCUAAGUUAGCAGACUUGUGUGUUGGUGAGAUUGAUAUCGAGACAGAUGCUGCGUCAUAUGGGUUGUACAGUGUACCGUGGUAUACUCAAGUUACUGCUUGUAUGGGGUUGAUCUUAACUUUAGUUCAAAUGGAAAAAAGAGAGGACAGGAAUAAGAGGUCAAGACGCCGUAUGGGAUCUGGCUUCACUCUCAACCCCUUAGGUCCAUUGAACACUGCCGGUCCCACUAGAGCACUAAAUAAUACCAACCCAUUUUUUUAA